Molecule: messenger RNA, 615 nt
Organism: Lotus japonicus
Lineage: Eukaryota; Viridiplantae; Streptophyta; Magnoliopsida; Fabales; Fabaceae
Exons: 1
Coding region: 1-615 (204 amino acids)
Source: RefSeq, a predicted model, not a curated record
AUGGAUCCUACAUUUGCUGUUACCCUCUCUGAAGAACAGUUCCAUCAAUUUUAUAGAAUGCACAGAGAGCUGUUUAAAUAUCUUGUGAUUGGCCUUUCACGAGACCCAAAAGAGUCAAUGCGAGUUCUCGCCUUAUGGCUCUGGCUAGAGCGCAGGGGAUAUUCUAAUGUGAUCGGCAAGAUAUAUUCUUCAAUAUCCCACGUUUCAAUCAAUGGACUUGCAGAUGAGGCCGUUACAUGCCUUAACUGUAUUAAUACAAGCCUAACCGAUUUAUCAUUUGAAGACGAUGAUGAUCUUCCUCUUAUGCAUAAGAUAAUUGAUAAGAAUAUCUUUCUCAAAAUGUUGUAUGAAAAUAAGGUUUGGGCAACUCAAGGGGUGGCCAAAGUGUUGAAGGAAGUGUGUGAAAGAGCAUUUGGUGAUAUCAUACAAGAAGUUAAUAAACGAGUUUUAGGUGAGUGCUAUCUGGAAAGCCAACAAGUGCAGGGAAUAACAAAUUCAAAGGAUCUUGAAGGUGACAAAUCUAAUGUUGCAAUUUCUUCCAAGAUGAAGCUCGAUGAAGUCAAUGACAUUUCCAGAAAUCUUCUGAUGACGUGGGAGCCAUGUGGAGCUUGUUGA